This is a messenger RNA of Wickerhamiella sorbophila, 2436 nucleotides long. Its product is annotated as Pre-mRNA-splicing factor ATP-dependent RNA helicase-like protein cdc28. The transcript has a single exon. NCBI's taxonomy places the organism in Eukaryota, Fungi, Ascomycota, Dipodascomycetes, Dipodascales, Trichomonascaceae. Gene Ontology annotation, cellular component: catalytic step 2 spliceosome; intracellular anatomical structure. Gene Ontology annotation, molecular function: RNA binding; ATP binding. The record is from RefSeq and is a predicted model, not a curated record. Bases 1 to 2436 code for a protein of 811 amino acids.
AUGGGGCUUCGAGAAAGCAUAAAGUCGGGAAUCUUAGAUGUUUUGGGUGCUGUUGACGACGAUGCGAUAGAUUUUUGCAUGGCAAAAGCCAAAGAUGCUGCCUCAGUGAAAGACCUCGAAAACUCUUUGGAAGAGCUUGGUUUAAAGACGCUGGCUCCAAAAUUGUACAGCAUUAUGCAUCCAGAUUCUAUAUUCAAGAACAAAAAUGUCCCAAAAAUUCGUUAUGAUCGGUUACGAAAGGAAGUACAGAUUUUUGAACAAGACAUUGAGAAAUAUGGAUGGGAGAACUUGUCCCAAAGAGAGCAAGAGGAGUUCACUAUGAAAAAAGAUAUGCUUGCUUCCUUCAACCUAGAAAACGAAUCAUGGGAAGAGCAGCAACUAAACCGAGUCAAAAGAAAAGUCGAGGACAAACCCAAGCCCGAGCUCGAGCCAGAAUCCGAAGACGAGAGUGGAUAUGAAUACGACUCGGAUCAAGCAAUUGAGUUUGAUGAAACAGAAACAAUUCCUGAACAAGACGUUGAAGACGACUCCAAGCUACCUGUGAUGUUACAUCGCAAACAGCUGAUGGACCUCGUCAAGCAUAACCAAAUCGUUAUUGUUGCUGGAGAAACAGGAUCUGGCAAAACUACAAAAAUACCACAAUUUUUGUACGAGGAUGGAUAUGCAGAGCACGGAAAAAUAGCAUGCACACAGCCCCGUCGAAUCGCGGCAAUGUCAGUGGCUACACGCGUCGCUCAAGAGAUGAACGUUAGGCUUGGAGGGAAAGUAGGCUACACAAUCCGAUUUGAUGAUAAUACCAGCAAAGAAACUAGAAUACAGUACAUGACCGACGGCAUGUUAAUGCGAGAGUUCCUAACAGACUCUGAAAUGUCCAAGUUCUCGGCUGUUAUGAUUGAUGAGGCUCACGAGCGCACGCUGCAAACUGAUGUUCUUCUUGCUUUGAUCAGGGAUAUUUGUACGGUGCGACCAGAACUCAAAGUAAUUAUUUCAUCGGCAACUAUCAACUCCGACCGAUUCUCUUCUUAUUUUGGCCAUGCCCCUGUCUACGUUGUUCCUGGUCGACGGUUCCCGGUUGAUAUCUUAUAUGUUAAACAACCUGAAGCGAACUAUCUCCAGGCAGCCAUAAUGACAGUGUUUCAGAUUCAUUUGACUCAAGAUUUAGGCGACAUUCUCGUGUUUUUGCCAGGUCAAGAAGACAUUGAGAAUAUGGCUGAGAGUUUACAGGAAACUAAACUACGACUCGGAAAUAGCAUCAAAGAUCUACUGAUCUGUCCUAUCUAUGCGAACCUUCCGUCAGAGCAACAGGCCCGAAUUUUUGAACCAACGCCUAAUGGAGCAAGAAAAGUUGUUUUGGCAACAAAUAUCGCUGAGACGAGUUUGACUAUAGACGGCAUUGUGUAUGUCGUUGACCCUGGUCUGGUAAAAGAGAAAGAAUACAACCCGAGGACAAUGAUGGAAUCGCUAGUGACCAAAGAGUGCUCGCAAGCAAGCGCCAACCAAAGAGCUGGACGUGCAGGUCGCGUCUGUCCGGGAAAGUGUUUCCGUUUAUACACAAGACAAGCUUAUGAAGAUCUGUUGCAACCCGAGUCGCGACCAGAAGUUUUGAGGGUCAACUUGGCCGCUAUUGUACUUCUGUUGAUGUCGUUUGGGGUUUCCAAUGUCUUUGAGUUCCAACUCCUUGACAUGCCGACCCCUGAAGCACUCGUAAAAGCCAUGCAGACACUGUACCAGCUAGGUGCCGUAAAUGGCGCUGGCAAGCUAACAAAGCUGGGUAGGCAAAUGGCAGAGUUUCCAGCAGAUCCAAUGCUGGCGAAAGUUUUGAUUGCUUCAGGCACAUUGGGCUGCUCCGAUGAGAUAAUUACCAUCAUAGCGAUGGUCGGUGAGCUAGGCAACCUGUUUUACCGCCCACGAGGUAAAAAGGAGGAAGCUGAUUUUGCUCACAAUUCUCUCAGUCAACCUGAGGGUGAUCAUUUUACUUUACUUCAAGUGUGGUUCCAAUGGUCCGCAUCCAACUUCUCGUACCAAUGGUGCCGCGAUCAUUUCGUCCAACACCGCACGAUGAAAAGAGUGAGAGAUGUUCGAAAACAGCUCUUCCGGCUUUGCGAAAGAGCAGGAAUCAUAUCAGAUGCUCAGGCCAAUGAUCCUAAUGCAAUUCAAAAGGCACUACUGGCAGGCUACUUCGCCUAUACUGCACGGCUUUCUAAAAGCGGAGACUUCUACAUAACCCAAGGAACUAAGCAGAGCGUCUGGAUACACCCUUCUAGCUCCUUGCACUCCCGCAAACCACUGCCAAAAUAUGUGCUGUUCCACGAACUGGCACUGACGUCUAGAGAGUUUAUGCGUGGCGUUUUGGUGGUCGAGCCAGAAUGGAUUCGCCAGGUCGCCCCGCAUUAUUUCAAGCAAGUCGAGGAAAGAAAAAGACCGGUCUUAAGAUAA